AAAAAGGAAAAAAGAAUUACCAGUUGGCCAACUGCACACAAGCGAAGACUCGAUCCAGGGUCUCUCAGGCCUACAAGCCCACGAUUAAGCCCCCAUCCCGUAAUCCCCCACGCUCCAUCGAUCGUCGCCGCAGCCGAUUCCUUCCAAAUCUCUUCACCCGAUUGAGGAUACAUCUAAUCUGAGCUCUCUAGUCUGCAGAUAUGGCAAGCAAAAGGAUUCAGAAGGAACUCAUGGAUUUGCGGAAGGAUCCACCAACAUCAUGCAGUGCUGGGCCUGCAGGAGAGGAUUUAUUCCAUUGGCAGGCCACAAUCAUGGGCCCUAGCGACAGCCCCUACGCUGGUGGGGUGUUCUUUGUUAACAUCCAUUUCCCCCCUGACUACCCUUUUAAGCCUCCAAAAGUGAACUUCCAAACAAAGGUGUAUCACCCAAACAUCAACUCCAAUGGAAGCAUUUGCCUUGACAUCCUCAAGGAGCAGUGGAGCCCAGCAUUGACCAUAUCAAAGGUCCUCCUAUCCAUCAGCUCUCUUCUCACUGACCCCAACCCAGAUGAUCCCCUUGUCCCAGAGAUCGCCCACGUCUACAAGAGCCAGAGGCCACGUUAUGAGGAGACGGCGAGGGCCUGGACCCAGAAAUACGCAAUGGGUUAGCAGCUAUCAUUCUUGACAACGUUGCACCUUGCAAGAAAUCGAGUCUAGUUGGUUGACUGUCAUGUUAAGAUCCAAGAUGGUUAUGUCUCUCUGAACUAAUUGCCCGUUUCUGUACAGUACUGUCAAAAUUGCAUCAUCUGUAAAUCCCAUGUUGAUUCACACUUUGGUUUAUACCCUGAAGAGCGUGCGUGAUCAUGUCAUUUGUGAUUAUUGUAACCUUGUCAAGAAGCCAGUCAGACUUGUAUGCAUCAACACAUAUUUUUCAUAAUUUUGUGGUGGUUUGGUCCAUUUCUAUCUGA
This is a messenger RNA of Oryza sativa Japonica Group (Japanese rice), 946 nucleotides long. Its product is annotated as ubiquitin-conjugating enzyme E2-17 kDa. Lineage: Eukaryota; Viridiplantae; Streptophyta; Magnoliopsida; Poales; Poaceae. Gene Ontology annotation, cellular component: nucleus. Gene Ontology annotation, biological process: protein polyubiquitination. Gene Ontology annotation, molecular function: ubiquitin conjugating enzyme activity. The record is from RefSeq and is a predicted model, not a curated record.